AUGUUACAUCCUAGAUCUAUUUACAACAAAUUAAGUACCAUUUUAGCUAUAUUUUGCCUACUAUUUUUUUUUUUCCCGUUGAAUAUAUUGGCUACUAGUCCAGCUAAUACAAACUAUAUCUUAACAUUUUCACAAGACACCCCUAAUACUAUAGUAAACAAAGUCAAGGAGUAUCUUAAUGAUAAUGAAGGUAAAAUUACUUUUGAAUUUAGUAUAAUCAAUGGUUUUAGUUUUAAUAUUCCCACUGUGGAAAUAGACAAUUUUGAAAAAACUCUAAGUAAUACGGUUAAAUGGCCUUAUACUUUGGAAAAGGACCAAGAGGUACAUAUUAAUUGA
Molecule: messenger RNA, 336 nt
Organism: Saccharomycodes ludwigii
Lineage: Eukaryota; Fungi; Ascomycota; Saccharomycetes; Saccharomycodales; Saccharomycodaceae
Exons: 1
Coding region: 1-336 (111 amino acids)
Biological process (GO): vacuole fusion, non-autophagic
Molecular function (GO): endopeptidase inhibitor activity
Source: RefSeq, a predicted model, not a curated record